CAGUGCGAUGCGUCACUUCCUGCUGCGCACGGCCAAACGCUUCCCCCGGGCCGUGCUCCGGGAACCUUUGUUUCUGCUCUUUGGGAGCCGGAGGGUGCCGAGGGAGCGGUUCGGAGGGGAGCCCCGGGAGCCGGGCGAGCUGCGGGGCGGAGCGGUGUUUGCAAUGGCUGCCACUGUGAGCUUGGAACUUGAUCCCAUUUUUUUGAAAGCACUAGGUUUCUUACAUUCGAAGAGUAAAGAUUCUGCUGAGAAACUAAAGGCGCUGCUUGAUGAAUCUUUGGCUCGGGGCGUUGAUGCAAGUUACCGUCCCUCUCAAAAGGAUGUGGAGCCACCCAAAAUUGCAAGCACAAAAACUGUUUCUGUUAAGCAAGAGCCCAAACCAUCCUCCAGUCUUCCUUCAGGCAAUAAUAAUGGUAAGGUCCUCCCAGCCGAAAAGGUGAAGAAGGAAGCCGAAAAGAGACCUGCUGAUAAAAUGAAACCGGAUACCCCUGAAGGUGCUGAUAUUCCCAAGAAGCCACGAGUGGAAAAGCCGGAGUCACGGUCCUCUCCCAUUACUGUGCAAACCAGCAAGGACUUGGCCAUGGCUGACCUCUCCAGCUUUGAGGAGACCAGUGCCGAUGAUUUCGCUAUGGAGAUGGGCUUGGCCUGUGUUGUCUGUAGGCAGAUGACAGUGGCGUCUGGUAAUCAGUUGGUUGAAUGUCAGGAGUGCCACAAUCUAUACCACCAAGACUGCCAUAAACCGCAGGUGACAGACAAGGAAGUGAAUGACCCUCGCCUGGUGUGGUACUGUGCCCGAUGUACAAGACAGAUGAAAAGAAUGGCUCAGAAAACUCAGAAGCCCCCACAGAAGCCAGCUCCGGCGGUUGUUGCUGUGGCUCCCGCUGCCAAAGACCCGCUGGUCAAGAAACCAGAAACUAAACUCAAGCAGGAGACAACUUUCCAGGCAUUCAAGAGGACGGAAGUCAAGACAUCCACGGUUAUUUCAGGAAAUUCUUCUAGUACCAGUGUUUCCUCUUCAGUAACUAGUGGCCUAACUGGAUGGGCAGCUUUUGCAGCCAAAACUUCUUCUACUGGUCCUUCAACAGCAAAAUUGAGUUCAUCAACACAAAACAACAGUGGAAAACCUGCUACCUCAUCAGCCAGCCAGAAGCCUGUGGGCUUGACUGGUCUGGCAACAUCAUCCAAAGGUGGAAUUGGUUCUAAAUUAGGUUCCAAUAAUAGUACAACCCCCACUGUACCACUGAAGCCGCCUCCGCCUCUAACCUUGGGCAAAACUGGGCUUAGUCGCUCCGUUAGUUGUGAUAAUGUCAGCAAAGUAGGUCUUCCUAGUCCAAGUAGUUUAGUUCCAGGAAGCAGCAGCCAACUAACUGGCAAUGGUAAUACUGGAACAUCAGGGGCUGGUGGAGGGACCAGCAGUAAAACUACUUCAGAAACCAGCAGCUGUUCCUCAACAUCCCUCAAGGGUCCAACUUCACAAGAAUCACAGCUCAAUGCUAUGAAGAGAUUGCAGAUGGUUAAAAAGAAAGCUGCCCAGAAGAAACUCAAGAAGUAGGGUGCACAAAUGGGUUUAAUCAUACAGUACCCUGAAGGUAAAAAGCUUAUUAAUAGAACAUAUACUGUUAAAUAUACCAUAAUUUAAUAAAAAAAAUUUUCAUA
This is a messenger RNA of Ochotona princeps (American pika), 1656 nucleotides long. It is a transcript of the gene INTS12, whose product is annotated as integrator complex subunit 12. Gene Ontology annotation, biological process: snRNA 3'-end processing. The record is from RefSeq and is a predicted model, not a curated record. Bases 8 to 1552 code for a protein of 514 amino acids. The transcript has 7 exons. NCBI's taxonomy places the organism in Eukaryota, Metazoa, Chordata, Mammalia, Lagomorpha, Ochotonidae. Gene Ontology annotation, cellular component: integrator complex.